AAAUCCAACGGCAGAGUACGGACCAAGAAACCGGCUUCCGGAAACCGAUUCGUGGCGGUCGUGCCCAGUUCGGUUUCUCUCUUUCUUGUUGUAUUCAAAAUCAAAAGAGCCCCCCCCACCCACCCCCACAGUGCAAAAUCUUACUGGCAGUUCUCUUCUUCUCUCUGCCCCAAAUUCCCAAAACCCUAAAAAAAAAAAAAAAACUUUGCUUGCUGCCAUGGAUAUGCAGCAAGGUGAUCUCGAUCGAAUCUUUUUCUUCGAGCACGCCCGUAAGACCGCCGAGGCUACCUACGCUAAGGACCCUCUCGAUGCCGAUAACUUGACAAGGUGGGGAGGAGCGCUAUUAGAGUUGUCUCAGUUUCAGAACAUGGCUGAGUCAAAAAAGAUGAUUCAAGAGGCAAUUUCAAAGCUUGAGGAGGCAUUGUUGGUUAAUCCCAAGAAGCAUGAUACUCUAUGGUGCCUGGGAAAUGCUCAUACUUCUCAAGCUUUUAUGACUCCGGACCUGGAUGAGGCAAAGGAGUAUUUUGACAAGUCAGCUAUCUACUUUCAGCAAGCUCUUGAUGAGGAUCCGGGGAAUGAUCUUUAUCGCAAGUCCUUGGAAGUCGCUGCAAAGGCCCCUGAAUUGCACAAGGAAAUCCAUGCCCAUGGUUUAGCACAACAAGCAAUGGGGUCAGCAGGACCUUCUACUUCAUCAGGUUCAAAGACAACUUUAAAGAAAAAGAAGAGCAGUGAUCUCAAGUAUGACAUAUUUGGAUGGAUAAUUCUUGCUGUUGGAAUUGUUGCAUGGGUGGGAUUUGCAAAAUCCCAGUUACCUCCACCUCCACCUCCACCAAGAUGAGUUAGGCAUUUGGUUGUCUCAGGCAGAGAUUGAACAUUUAUCAUGAGUUUCAAGCUGAUUAUGUAGAAAAUUGAGCAUCACAUCUGAUUCAUCGUCCAUUAGUUAUUUUUUUUUCACCCUAGUAAUGUUUUCUAUAUGAAAUAUGGAUUUUUCUCCCAAUGGCAGCUGCUUUCUGGAUGCAAUUUAUGUUUGUAUUGUGAUACUACAACUGUAACUAAGCCAUUUUUUCUUGGUUUGUUUCACUGGAGGGAAAAUGUUUCAGUGCAAAAUGACAUUUUCCUGGU
Quercus robur (English oak) is the source of this 1122-nucleotide messenger RNA. RefSeq names its product mitochondrial import receptor subunit TOM20. The transcript has 6 exons. Gene Ontology annotation, molecular function: protein binding. Lineage: Eukaryota; Viridiplantae; Streptophyta; Magnoliopsida; Fagales; Fagaceae. Gene Ontology annotation, biological process: protein insertion into mitochondrial outer membrane. The record is from RefSeq and is a predicted model, not a curated record. The coding region runs from base 218 to 838 and encodes 206 amino acids. Gene Ontology annotation, cellular component: mitochondrial outer membrane translocase complex.